Trichechus manatus latirostris (Florida manatee) is the source of this 909-nucleotide messenger RNA. Its product is annotated as olfactory receptor 1G1. The record is from RefSeq and is a predicted model, not a curated record. Gene Ontology annotation, molecular function: olfactory receptor activity; G protein-coupled receptor activity. Gene Ontology annotation, biological process: G protein-coupled receptor signaling pathway. Lineage: Eukaryota; Metazoa; Chordata; Mammalia; Sirenia; Trichechidae. Gene Ontology annotation, cellular component: plasma membrane.
AUGAGAUGGGAAAACUUGUCCAGUGUCUCAGAAUUUUUUCUCCUGGGGUUCUCUAAGCAGAAGGAGCACCAGGAAGUCCUCUUUGGGCUGUUCCUGACCACGUACCUGGUCACUGUGGCAGGCAAUCUCCUCAUCAUUCUGGCCAUCAUCUCUGAUGCUCAACUCCACACCCCCAUGUACUUCUUCCUGGCCAACCUCUCACUCGCUAAUACGUGCUUUGUGUCCACCACAGUCCCCAAGAUGCUGGCAAACACAUGGGCCCAGAAUCAAGUCAUCUUGUACGCAGGGUGUCUAUCUCAACAGUAUUUUUUCAUGUUAUUUGUGAUGCUGGAGGCGUUCCUCUUGGCUGUCAUGGCAUAUGACCACUACGUGGCCAUAUGUCACCCACUCCAUUACAUCACGGUCAUGAGCCCUGGGCUCUGUGUCCUCCUAGUCAAUGCAUCUUGGAUCAUGAAUUUCCUCCACUCCCUCCUACACACACUCCUGAUGAACAAUCUGUCCUUCUAUGCAGACCAUGAGAUCCCACACUUCUUCUGUGACAUCAACCCCCUCCUGAGUCUGUCCUGCACAGACCUUUUCAUCAAUGAGCUGGUGACAUUCACAGUGGGCCUGGCAGGCCUGUUUUGUGUGCUUUGCCUAAUUAUCUCUUAUGUGUAUAUUUUCUCCACGAUCCUGAAGAUCCCCUCAGCUCAGGGAAAGCGGAAAGCCUUUUCCACCUGCAGCUCUCAUCUCUCUGUAGUCUCUCUUUUCUUUGAGACUUCCACCCACUCAGCACAGAAGGGCAUGGUUGCAUCAGUGAUGCACACCGUGACCCCAAUGCCGAAUCGCUUUAUCUAUAGUUUAAGGAACCAAGACAUCAAGUCUUCCCUGAGAAAGCUCAUUUAGGUUAGGAAAAUACAUUCUCCUUAG